GAUUUGAAGUGCGCUCGAUGAUAAUACGGUCGGACAGUAUUGGCGGCGGGCGGCGGCGAGCCGGCUCCCUUCGUUGUGUAGCGUCGCGCGCGCACCACAGGCGUACACGUCUCCGCGUAAAAAUAAAGUCCACGGCCCGCGCUCUCGCACUUCAACCCAUUUAUAAUUAUCAGUAAAUCGCCGCGCGAGUGCAUGACUGCCGCGGCCGGCGACCGCUCGCCUAAAAGAAAAUCACAUUCGGUAACCUCGAACCCGAAUCUCUCGUCCCUGUACACCGGGCCCUUGUUUCACAAACGAACGACGCGAAAGCCCUAAAAUACGCUUAGACGAACCUCGACGAAUCGUCACUCCUACGCAAUAGAUACCGGUGUCGCGAGACGCGUGGAGCCGUCUGUGAAUGGACCGUGUGUGUUGUGUGAUAUGAUUAUGUUGUGUUAGUGAUAACAGUGUAGCGAUUUUUCCAACAUGCCUGAAAGGCCGAAGCGACGUAAAAAUAAUAAAAACAAACGUAAAAAUAAGAACAAUAAACCUGAGGCGAACAAAAAUAAUAGUGACUUAAACAAAGUAGACAGUGAAUCGUGUACUAGUCUAAAUGAUAAUGAAGCGGACUUUGCGGAAGGUGAAGUGACUGAAUCAAAGGAAAUAAAGGAUGAAAUUUUGCAAACUCCGAUUGGAAAUGAUAACACGGCAGGUAGUACUUCUAGUGACGUAGUUAACUUGAACGGUGAUUUAAAUAAUAACAGUAAUGAAACUAUAAACGACGUGGCGAGCACGCCAACUGAAAAAUGCCAAGAUCUCGAUACCACUGAUUCUAUUGCUUACGUUGUGGAACCUCCUGAAAAAACUGAAAAAAAGUCUCAUAAAAGCAAAGCUAAAUUGAACAGCAAAGUAAAAAGUAAAAGUUUAGAUGAUGAUGACGCUACCAAAAUUAUUGAUGUUACUGAAGAUGAUACGGUAGAACCAGGGAAUGAAAACGCAUUGGCUUUAAUAGAAAAUCAAAAUGUUGUAGUUACGCAUGUGGAAUCGGACGUAGAGUGGGAGAGUGCUGCUGAACUGAAUGAAACUGACAUACCACAAACUCAAGAAGUGGCUACUGGAACUUUAUCAGUUACAACAAUCCCACUCAGUGUAGCUCAGUGUGACCAAACAAAGUCAUUAACACCUGACGAAGAAAAAUCUCUUAGAUCUUAUUUGAAUACUCUUAAUUUAGCAACACAACCGGAAGGCUUAAACUCUAUUGAAAUAAAAACGGAAAUAGAGGAAAUAAUCAACCAAGAAAUUAAGCAACGGUUACGCAAAAAAGGAUUGGCAGAUGAUUUCUUCACGCACCGACUUGGUCCUCCCAGAAUGUUAGAUGUCAUCGAUGAGGAAGGCAGUAGUGAAUCCUCUAUGACGUCACGUCGUCAGUCAUACCUCAGUGAUAAGAGAAGUGACAUCGAAGACUUAGAUGAUGACGUUUUUGAAGAUAAAAACAAACCAACGUUGCAGAAGAAAAUGAUGUCUAGUGCGAUCCAUAAGAAAACCUUUGGGCAAUUGGUACCCCAAGAAUGUCUUUUGGUAGGAGCUAAACUCAAACAGCCUGAAGUUACUGAAGCCAGGGGUGAUUGGACUAUGAAAACUGUGGAAAAAAUGACUGGUGCCGAAGUAGUUUAUCUAACAGAUACAUCGAGUAGCACCAGCUCACUUCACGAAAUUGGAGAAGAAGAUGAUGGGGUUGAUACUGAUGUAUCAGUGCGUAUGAUAACACCAACUAUUGAAGUUACUGACACCGAAAACUUCCUCAAAAAAUCAUUUAUUUCUAGUAAAGAAGACAUUAAACAAAAUGUUCAGGUGCAAAGUGAGCAAAAUACCAGUAGUCAAAAUAAUGAUACUAAACAAGCUCCUGUUACAAACUCAGAGAAAGUAGAUAGUAAAAUUGGAAAUACUGAACGUAUCAUUAAAGUUGAAAUAGAAAAUGAUAAACUUAAAAAUAUUUCCAACUCUGGUAACAGAACAAAGGGUGUUGAGCGCAUUAUAGAAAUUAUUUCCGAUACGGAAACUAAAGAAAGUUCCCAAAAAAUAGUCUUUAAUAAGACUAACGGUAAUAAUGAACGAAUCGUUAAAGUUGUACGUGAUCAAGAUGUGCAGAAGAAUCCAGUUUCCAAUAACCAAUGUAAAGAGAAAAUAAAUGAGCGUAUUGUAAAUAUUGAAGUCGAUAAAUCAGGUGUAAAUAAGAGUAAUAUGGAAAAUGUUUCAAGUCAAGAUUCGCAUGAAAUAGUUAUUUUGUCAACUGAUAAUAUUAAAACCAAUUUAUAUGUCAAAGAUAUUGAUGAAAAUGUUAACAAAAAUGACGUCAAAGCCGAAACAAAACAGAAUAAAUACGAUUUAGAAUCAAAACUAAUUAAAUGCGAAUUUAACGAUGCAAUAAAUAAUUUGAUAAAGGAAGUUACAUCUGAAUCCGAAGACAAUAAUGAAAAUUUGAAGGAAAAUUUUACACGCCAAGACUCUUCAAGCAGUGUGGAUUCCUCUCAGUGCACCGCAAAAUAUAACCCUAAUUAUUCAUCCCUCAAUGACAUAUCUAGCAUGACGCAUGAGGACACUAAUGUGAAUAAUAAGAUAAAUCCAGUACAAUUAUCUACAUCUACAAGCCAUGUCAAAGAUGUAUUUGAAUGUGUUACAGGAGCCACGACUCAAAGUAAGACGAUCAAUGAUGAUGACACAAAUGAACCACUAAAACUGAGAGAUUUGUGUGUCAGGAAUAUAGCAACACUGCCAUAUGGCAAGAAAAUACUUGAAGAAUUAGCUUCUGUAUCUGAACGUUUGCAAAAUAUUGCACUUUUCGGCACAAAUGUCAAGACAAUUGAUAAAAAGCAAGAAAACGCAGAAAAUAUGCCACAUUAUAGGUUACCAGAUGUGUCAUCUAUUGAAACGAUAACUAUACCCCAUAAACCAAAAGAUCCCGUACCACCACCAGUAAAGCCACGCAGAUCAUCUUUAAUAAGAAAAACAUCACAAGAGGACGAGCACUGGACUGGUAUACCAACUAAAACGGAGCCGGUAUAUGUUUGUCUAUCUCCCUCUCAGAAAAUGUUGAUGGAGAAAACAAAUACGGUGAUAACCAAAGACGAUGCUAGCCACCUUGUAGAUAUGCAUAGAAAAUAUGUGGAUCGAAGGGGUUACAAUGAGCAGUUUAAAAAUGAUAAAGAACGAGAACAAAAUGAAAUCGAUACAACUCCAAUCAUACCUUUCAAAUCGCAAACUGGGAGUCGCUUACUCGCUUUGAUUCGUGACCCUAGUCUUACUAAUAACAUAAAUUCACUAAACCAACGAAUGAAUAGCAGUUCAGAAGAGAUGCACAAAAGGCAAACAACGACAACCUUUUCUAAAAGUAACCAUGACCGAGUCUCCAGUCGUGAGUUUUCGUUUAAACCAAUUCCACCACCAAGACCUAAGAAAUAUUCAUCUUCAUUUUACGAGAGUGACGAAAGUUCGGACUUCACCGAUAGUUCUAUGCGUUCUAUUAAGAGUGAACGCAAAUUCUUCCACUACUCUACUGGCAACCUAAAUAAAGAAAUAGAGAGCGACAUAUCCUCAAUUCAAAAUAUGCAUCGUUACUUCACCGACACUAGAGAUGAAAUGAAUGACUAUAAAUGCCCUCGAAGACCUUCACUUCCUAAAGAUUUGUGUGAACAACAAAUGGAGUACAUUCGUAAAAAAGAGAAAGAAGUUGAAGCUGAAAUCCAACGACUUGAAGCUUUAAAACAAAGUGUGCCUCAAGCACAAAGACAGGGACCCAGAGCACCCUUGAUAUCGGAAAAGGAAGUCAUUACCGAAAGGUUGAGAGAUUCAAAUAAUUUCAGCGUAUCACGUAAAAAAGAUGUAGUUAUGACUUCACAAGAAUCCGACAACAGGAAAGGAAAAUUGUCCUCUGCAUUUAGCAGCAGUCAGGAAGAGUUACUACGAGAGAAAAUGUAUUCCGAAUACGUAUCUCAAAUGGCAGAACGUGAAGAAAGGAAACAACACCGAGUAAUCAAAAUAACAAACACUCCAGCCUCCACCAGUCAUAAUAUUACCAUUUCCAAAAGUAUGCCGAUGCUUGACAGUCUCGAUUCCAAAGUCAACAAUAGAAUCGAGAAGGAAUUCAUAUCUAAAGCUAGGGAACGGUGGGACAAGUUAGGUAUUAAAGAUCCAGAAACUGAAGACGAACGAGAUUCUGGUAACAAUGUGUACAAAGAACCUAAAGUGAUAGAACAUAAAAUUAAAGUGAUUGAAGGUGGUGAGGAGAAGGACGUUAAAAAGUUGCCGAAUCAUUUGCAAGAGUUUGUUCAGUUCACGGCUAAGGACAGUGAGCAAGGCAGAAGCAGCUCCGAGACGGUCAUGAUCGCUCCGACGUUCAAGGCGCGCUCGACCUCACCAGCUAUUUGGAGGCCGGGCGCGCCGCCCCCGGUGACCGGCAACGCAGCACGGAGCCCGGGAGCUCCGCCCCCGCCGCCGCCGCCGCCCGUGUGGACGCCCGGCAGCGCGGGUGCUUCGCCCCAGACGCCACGCAAGACCUUCAGGCCAGUGCACUUCGAAGAGACGCCGCCCGCCCGCCGUAAAUUCCCGAAUUCAGAACAGAACGGCUGCACCAGUGGUUCAGAGAGCGAGGGUAGGCUGAGGACGUCUCACAGCGCGCCCGUGACCGGCCUCAGCACGCUGGGCGGGUCUAACACUAACAGCCGCUUGCCGAAAGCGCAGAACCCUACUGUUACUCUGCUGCAGAAGGCACGAGAAGGUCAGCUUUCCCGCGGUCCUGCCUACAUCCAACAGGAGCGAGACUCGGCGCGACUGCCGCGCGACCGACCCUCACCACCGAGAGGCGAUCCAGUUCAUGCGCUUCGAAAAGAAUACGCGAGCGAGGGCGAAGCCGACAGAAGUGAUCACGAACGCGGAGGCGUCCGCAAAAUGGCGGAUGCCCAAAGAAAAGUUGAAGGAAUAGGACCCAUCACCAAAGACGGAAUGCCUGUCGCACUUAGAUCUGAAGUCAAAGACCCCUCGAGGUGGUACAAGAAAAUGUACGACACCAUACACAAAAACAAAUACGAUGACGAUUAUGUGACUAUUCGAUACAAAAGUCGUCGAGGCCAACCACCAGAACGAGUACUCAGCAACAAAUCCCAGUACGCAUACUUUGACCCCCGGUCCGGUUACCUGAGUGAACCUGAGGGAGGUCUCAGUAGACUGGGCACCAGCACAUGGAGCGAUGCCUACGACAGUGACGUCACGACUGGUCCUAGGAGACGAACGGCUUCGGUACAGGAGGAUAGGAGGUUCAACGAUGCCAAUUCACCGUAUAUGCCUAAUACUAAUAAAUACAGCACCCUAGCAUCAGCAAGGGCUAGUCAAGAAGUGUACAAGAACCAACCGGGAAGGAUAGAGAACUACGUGCCUGGCAAAUCUUCGGUAGUUGAUAAAGAAGCUAAACAGUGGUGGGACGAGGUCAUGGACAUAUUUGACGGGUGGCUAGAUGACAACUCCCCCCUACCUCCGUACACGACAUUGCUAGCUCGCGCGAUACAGAAGAGUCAAAACAUAUCAAGUACAACAUCUCUACCGCAAUCUUCACCUAAAGAGAAAAAGGAUCUGACGGCUACGAUCCUUUCCAAAUCGAAUAUGGCAAGAGCUCUAAAAGAAUCCGGGUACGAGUCAGACUCGACGCUGGUGUUCCGUCGUCGUGAGGAUACGGAGGCACCGUUGUCGCCUGCAGAGAGGCGCGCCGCAUACAGAGACCUGCAGGCCGGAGGGGAACCUCCUCUUAGAGGGUUCCGAUCACCUGCACCACCUAGACAAGAGGGCGACUCGGCACCGGAGCCUCCACGCAGGACCUCGCACGGGAGCUACUCAGACACAGAAUCCCCUCGACGCUACGUGGAGAGUGACGUGAACAUCCACUACCGAUGCCCCGUGCGCCACGACCCACUGCCGCUGGUGCCCGAGCGGGAACUCGCGCGCCAGCAGGCCGAGCACAUGAAGAGGCUCUACAGGGAACAGAAGAGGAACAAGUACCUGCAGGAAUUGCAGGACAUGCAGAAUCGUCGACACCAGGAUAACUUCACGCCUUCUCAGAAAAACAUACUGCCUUUAAACAGAUAUGAUGAAGCUGAGAAGGUGAUCGCGAAGGCACUGUAUACCUUCAACGGACAGACGCCCAGGGAACUGAGCUUCAGGAAAGGAGAAAUGAUCCACGUGAGGAGACAGAUUGACAACAACUGGUAUGAGGGAGAGCUUCACGGGAGGAUAGGGUUGUUCCCUUACAAUUAUGUUGAGAUCCAAAAAGGUGAUACGGUACAGGCUCCGAAAAAGCCCGCAGUAGUCGAAGGUCGGGCGAGAGCGAAGUUCGACUUCACAGCUCAAACUAACUUGGAACUGCCUCUGAAGAAGGGAGAGGUCGUCGUGCUUACUAGGCGCAUUGACCAGAACUGGUGGGAAGGCAGAAACGGCUCCAAGACUGGCAUCUUCCCUGAUAGCUAUGUCACUAUACUGCAGGAACCCAGUCCUAGUAAACCUGACCCUCAGCCGAUCCUGAACAGCGACAAGCCAGUAGCAUCACCAGCGGCACACGGGCUGCUCAACGGCUCAGCUAAGAGGAGCAUGGGGCCACACAGCUAUACUCCUCAGCAGAAUAGUCCCGCGCUCUCCAAUGCACCACCCGCUACGCAGCCGCUUCCAGGUUACGUGGCGAAGCCUGCGCAGGCGUCGCUGUCGGCGUCGGAGCGCGGCUACGGGCCACCCACCGGCGCGGGCGUCGACCUCAACAAUACCGAGCCCUUGUACGUCGAUACUAAUGCGGAGGCCAUACCAUACCGCGCGAUGUACAAGUACCGGCCACAGAACCCCGAUGAGCUAGAACUGAACGAGGGCGACACGGUGUAUGUGCUGGAGAAGUGCGACGACGGCUGGUACGUCGGCUCCAGCCAACGGACAGGACGCUUCGGGACCUUCCCAGGUAUGUACGGAGUAGAGGAUUGAUGGAGUAUUGAGUUAGAACUGAACGAGGGAGACACGGUGUAUGUGCUGGAGAAGUGCGACGACGGCUGGUACGUCGGCUCCAGCCAACGGACAGG
Helicoverpa armigera (cotton bollworm) is the source of this 7082-nucleotide messenger RNA. It is a transcript of the gene CAP, whose product is annotated as vinexin. The transcript has 21 exons. Gene Ontology annotation, molecular function: protein binding. Bases 466 to 6987 code for a protein of 2173 amino acids. Lineage: Eukaryota; Metazoa; Arthropoda; Insecta; Lepidoptera; Noctuidae. The record is from RefSeq and is a predicted model, not a curated record.